Cyprinodon variegatus (sheepshead minnow) is the source of this 4320-nucleotide messenger RNA. Its product is annotated as inactive ubiquitin carboxyl-terminal hydrolase 53-like. Gene Ontology annotation, biological process: response to auditory stimulus; sensory perception of sound; protein deubiquitination. Gene Ontology annotation, cellular component: cell-cell junction. Bases 803 to 3898 code for a protein of 1031 amino acids. The transcript has 17 exons. Lineage: Eukaryota; Metazoa; Chordata; Actinopteri; Cyprinodontiformes; Cyprinodontidae. Gene Ontology annotation, molecular function: cysteine-type deubiquitinase activity. The record is from RefSeq and is a predicted model, not a curated record.
GAAGUCGACGGAGUGAGCAGUCAGUUCCCCAAAACCAAAGCAGCUGCUGCUUUUUCUCCCCACUAAGGGACAAAUAUCACAGCUGAUCCGACAGGGACCCGUCCGAAGUGGAAGUCACACGAGAGUUUGGGCGCUGUAAAACAACACUUCUUAUUUAUUUAUUAUUUUUUUCCCCCCUCCCGGACUGGUGGUAUACUUUUCCAGCGUCUCUCUAUUUCUGCGCCUUGACGCACAUUUAUUCAUAGUCCUUCGGAUUAUCAGCUUUUUAAAACUUUAACGGAUAUUGUCGCUUUCUGUUUGGACGGAAUAUCCUCUUAAAGAUUUGGAUACUUUUUCUUCUUUACCUUGGUAAAUCUUCUGGAAGAUACCAUGAGCCUCAGCUCAAAGUGUGCGCCGUGAUGGCGAACAUGUUGACGGCUCUAUCGUUUGGAGCUUUGACUUCCUAUUUUAAAGGAUGAUUGAACCAUUUUUCUGCAUGCUGAAAGAUCAUCUCAGAAGUAAAGGACAACUCGCCAUUAAAGCCUUGCCUAUACAGAGACUUGGAUUGUGACUUUUUCUGCCCUUGUGUGUUGACUUUGGAUUUCGCCUUAUUAUUUAAAGUUGCAGUCACAGUAAAAGGAGCUUCUCUGUAAGCUGCUGACAUUGACUGGAAUCCUAUGUGUAGCCCGGCAGCUGUAGCUGCUUGUGGAAUCACCUAGCCUGGGACUAUCAGGCCUGAAAGGGAGCUGAUCCCAGGAACCAUCAGCCUUAUCCUCUAUCUAAUCAACUAUUCUACCGGUCUGAAGGCAGACUCUACUAACCAAUGGCAUGGGUCAAGUUCUUCAGGAAGCAGGGGGGCAAUCUGGGGAAAUCCUACCAGCCGGGGAGCAUGAUGUCUCUGGCCCCAACCAAGGGACUGCUGAACGAGCCGGGCCAGAACAGUUGCUUCCUUAACAGUGCUGUACAGGUUCUGUGGCAUCUGGACAUCUUCAGACGCAGCUUGAGACAGCUACCGGGGCAUUUCUGCCUGGGAGACUCGUGCAUUUUUUGUGCAUUAAAGGGCCUUUUCUCCCAGUUCCAGCAGAGUCGCGAGCGCGCCUUGCCUUCUGACAACCUGCGUCACGCCUUGGCAGAGACCUUUAAGGACGAACAGCGCUUCCAGCUGGGCUUUAUGGAUGAUGCUGCAGAGUGCUUUGAAAACAUACUGCAAAGGAUUCAUCUGCAUAUUGUGCCUGAAGAGACCGACGCCUGCACCUCCAACUCAUGCAUCACCCAUCAGAAGUUUGCAAUGACACUUUAUGAGCAGUCUGUGUGCCGUAGCUGUGGGGCGUCGUCAGAUCCUCUGCCCUUUACGGAGCUGGUACAUUAUAUUUCUACAACAGCACUUUGUCAGCAGAUGCAUCAGCGUCGUGAUGAAUCAUUUGGGGAACUGUUACAAGCAGCGAGUACGAUUGGGGACCUUAGGAAUUGUCCAAGCAACUGUGGUCAGAAAAUCAGGAUCAGACGGGUUCUCAUGAACUGCCCAGAAAUAGUUACCAUCGGCUUUGUGUGGGACUCUGAUCAAUCGGAUCUCACCGAGGAAGUCAUUCGCUCGCUGGGGCCUCAUCUCAGCCUCUCUGCGCUGUUCUACAGGGUAACAGACGAGCACGCCAAAAAGGGAGAGCUGAUGCUUGUUGGGAUGAUCUGCUACUCCAGCCACCACUACUGUGCCUUUGCCUUCCACACCAAAUCCUCCAAGUGGGUUUUCUUUGAUGAUGCAACAGUGAAAGAGAUUGGUUCCCGAUGGAAAGAUGUGGUCAGCAAAUGUAUUAAAGGUCACUUCCAGCCUCUGCUCCUCUUUUACUCUAACCCUGAUGGCAGUGCCAUCCACACAGAAGAUGCCUCAAGACCCAGCAGCCACUCAAACAACCACAAGCCCUACGUCAACGGAGAAGUGUCAGGUGCUGAGUCUCCAGUUCCAGCACCUAAGAAGCUGGAAUUGACCAAAGAGAAUCUCAAAGCUGUGCUGGACUACGAGCCUCACAAAAAGAAGACCACGUCGACUCUCAGCAGGGGCAGCGGACAGACCAGCGUGGGACGAGGACAAGUGAAACGUGAAACCAGCGAUUCAAAGGGUCGCAUCAGGGAAAUUUCCAGAGAAGCUGCCCAUAGAGCGGGAGAAUUGAGAGGAAUGCAUCCAGUCAGGAGAGAUGCUGACAGGGGUGGUCAGCGGAGGCCGGACCCACGACACAGAGAUCCAGCAUACGACAGGACCUACUCCCGCUCUGCCUCCCCUCCAGAGAAUGGCUUCAAGCAAUACCUGGAGACCCGGCUGUACAGCAGCCAAGGAAAAGGCCCCAUCAGGACAGAAAGGGUACCGUAUCUUGGCGGCCGCUCCUCUCAUGAUCCACCGCGUUCCUCUCAUGAACCGCCUCGCUCCCACGCCAGACUCCAAGUGCCGGCCAGUACCAGUACUUUGAGGAGCGGCCACCAAAGCCGGAAGCUGGAGCACCUCUCCAACGGGUACGACACAGACAGCAGCCAAGGUUCCAGGGACAGAAAUGGGAGGAACAUCCACAACCCCUCUAGUCGAGCAUGGAGGCCUAUGCGGGAGGCACUGAAUGUGGACAGUGUUAUAAGUAGUGCUGACAGUGGGAUCUCAGGAAGAGAGGAGCAAAGGCUGCCCAGUCCACGGAGAAGAACAAGCAGUCAUUCACCGUCUCGUGAACCAGAGCAGGACAAAGACACUGCAUGGGCGGCAUGGGACGACCGCAAACCAAAAAGCCUGAUGACUAUCUACGAAGAUGAGCAGAGGAAUGAAACUGGGGGUAGUCGAAGCUCACUAGACUCAGAGGGUAGGGGUGGGCAUGAUAAGGACAGGUCAAAGGGCUCAGCACCACACAAAGUGCGCAAUGAAAACUGGAAGAUCCAGAGAACCGAGUCGGGGUACGAGAGCAGCGACAGACUGAGCAAUGGCUCAGCUAACCUGGACUCACCUGUUGUAGAGGGCCUUUCUUCUAAAGAUCUCCGGCCUAUACCAGAACUACAACUGAUGAGGGAUAUAUUUCCUCCAAGAGGAAGUGAGGAUUUAAGUGCUGCUGUGUUGUACUCUGGUUUCUCUACAGCAGAGCAAGGAAGGAAAUCUCCAGAACUGAAAGAUGUCAACAUCCUCAGUGGUCAACCCAUGCAGAGAAAAAGAGCCUUCAGAUACACCCCUGGAAUCCUGGAAAAGAACAAUGGCCUGGAUAGUGAGCAAGAAGAAAAUCUGGAUGGCAGCCCUGCGAGCCCCAUCCCUCCUUACUCCUUGAAAACCAGCAGUUCUGAGUGGAACAGCUCUGAUGAUCUUGCUGGACCUCUCUCUGAGCAAGAAGAGUCCAGUCAAACAUACUCUUUGUCACACAGCUAUCAUCCACCUCUACCCCCAAAACCCGGCCUGUCUGGCAUCUCUCCCCGCAGCCAGCCCAAAAACGCUCUGUCUGUCCUCCGGCGUUGGAUCGAGACACCCACUGAGCACAGGCUUUCCUCUGAUGCCAGCUCUAAGUCAGGCUCUUCAGACCAGGAGAGGAACGAUCUUUCAGCCAGCGAGAACGAGGACAGACUACCAAGUCCUAAACCCCAACCAGAUGACGGUACAGACUCCCUGUCCUCCUCCCUGACAGAUAUGGUCCUCCCAACCACUUUCUUCUCCGUGGACAGCUGCAUGACAGACACUUACCGGGCCAAAUACCACAAGAAACCAGGUGUCUACAGGAGAGCAGACGACCCAUCCUCAUCAGGGGAGAGUGAUGCAGAAGGAAUGGGUCACAGUUUUACAAAUGCUCACAUUCAGCCCACAGAAACCUCCAGAAGCAGAACAGAAGCAGGCCAAUCUACUGCUAAGACUAUUGCAAAGUGGAACCCAGUUACUCCCAAAUUUCUGGAUGAGCAUGGUUUCCUAUGAUCAAACAUUGUUCCUGUGACUGGAUGCCGAAUGGAUUGACUGCUACACUGACUCUUUCUUUGGAAUGUGUGGAUCUCCUCAAAGUGUGUGUAACAAAACAGAAUGCCAAAGAGAUUGCAGAAAGAAAGGCUUGUCUUUAUCGCACAUUAGAGAGCUAAGGGUACAAAACGUCUUUAGUACUUUGUAGGUUUGGAGGAAUUAUACCGAUGAAGAAUGCGUCACAUUAAGCCACUUUAACAAACAAGAGAUUCAAAUAACAAAUCACACAGAUAUAUAUCAUGUUUCUCCUUGUUUUGUCUCUUUUAUUUCACUACUCCCAUUGUAGUGUUAAUGUGCAGUUGCCCGAGUUCUCUUUCUUUUUUUAUGUUCAGGAAAGUUCCCAUUAAUCGUUUGUUCUACCGUCACUAUGUUCUGUUGCUGAU